This is a messenger RNA of Hibiscus syriacus, 1358 nucleotides long. RefSeq names its product shaggy-related protein kinase eta-like. Gene Ontology annotation, cellular component: cytoplasm. The coding region runs from base 198 to 1343 and encodes 381 amino acids. Gene Ontology annotation, molecular function: protein serine/threonine kinase activity; ATP binding. Gene Ontology annotation, biological process: protein phosphorylation; signal transduction. Lineage: Eukaryota; Viridiplantae; Streptophyta; Magnoliopsida; Malvales; Malvaceae. The record is from RefSeq and is a predicted model, not a curated record. The transcript is spliced from 12 exons.
GAAAACAGAAGAAAGAGGAGGUGGAAUGGAAUCACAUGGGCACUAGUUUGGUGUGUCUCCCCUGGGUCCUCCUCCCUCUUCUUUCUUCUACUUCUUGUUCCCAUUUUUCUCUUCGAUCGCCACUACCGUACUCUUUCUUCACUUAGAUUUUUGUUUCCUCUGUUUUCUUGUCAUUAUAUUUUUCCCGGUUUUUUAGCAUGGCUGACGAUAAGGAAAUGUCUGCCCCUGUCGUCGAUGGGAAGGAUACGGUCAACGGUCACAUAAUUUCCACAACUAUUGGAGGCAGAAACGGUGAACCAAAACAGACUAUCAGUUAUAUGGCAGAGCAUGUAGUGGGGACAGGAUCCUUCGGGAUUGUUUUCCAGGCAAAAUGCUUGGAAACUGGAGAGACCGUGGCUAUAAAGAAAGUUUUACAAGACAGAAGAUAUAAGAAUCGGGAACUGCAAUUGAUGCGCAUACUUGAUCAUCCGAAUGUUAUUUCCUUGAAACAUUGUUUCUUUUCCACCACUAGUAAAAAUGAGCUUUUCCUUAACUUGGUUAUGGAUUAUGUACCGGAGAACAUGUAUAGAGCUUUGAAGCAUUACAGCAUUCCAAAUCAGAGAAUGCCACUCGUCUAUGUGAAACUUUACACGUACCAGAUAUUUAGGGGGCUUGCCUACCUCCAUCAUGCUGUGGGAGUUUGCCAUAGGGAUUUGAAGCCUCAAAAUAUUUUGGUUGAUACUUUGACACACCAGGUUAAGAUUUGCGAUUUUGGAAGUGCAAAAGUGCUUGUCAAAGGUGAAACUAAUAUAUCAUACAUAUGUUCACGUUUCUAUCGGGCACCAGAACUUAUAUUUGGUGCCACGGAAUACACAAACUCAAUUGAUAUCUGGUCAGCCGGUUGUGUUCUUGCUGAACUUUUGCUGGGCCAGCCAUUGUUUCCUGGGGAAAAUGCUGUGGACCAGCUUGUAGAGAUUAUCAAGGUCCUAGGUACACCCACUAGGGAAGAGAUUCGCUGCAUGAAUCCUAAUUACACAGAUUUUAGGUUCCCACAGAUUAAAGCGCACCCAUGGCAUAAGGUUUUUCACAAAAGGAUGCCUCCUGAAGCAAUUGAUCUUGCUUCACGACUCCUGCAAUACUCACCGAGUCUUCGCUGUACAGCUCUUGAAGCAUGUGCACAUCCCUUUUUUGAUGAGCUUCGAGAGCCUAAUGCUCGACUACCAAAUGGACGGCCCUUACCACAACUUUUCAAUUUUAAACAGGAAUUAUCUGGGGCUUCACGUGAGCUUAUUAAUAAGUUGAUUCCGGAUCAUGUGAAACGGCAAAUGGGGCUACAACAUUUCAUGCAUCCAGCUGGAACAUAAAACUUUGGAAGUGAU